CUUUCAGUUAAGCAUCUWUAUCGGAAACAACUGAAGUGUUCUAUUGUACAUGGUUUUAUCUAUUAUGGGGUAUAUUUAUGUUGUUGCUUCACUAUUCAUCUGUAACUUUAGUGUAACAGGUGGAAAUGUCAUAUUGCAUUUCGUGGGAGACAUAAGUUUUGACGGUGCUCCAAGCUACUACCACAGACACGGAUAUUGUUCCUAUAACAAUACCUUUGCAAACGUUGCAGCUGUGUUGAAGCAGUCAGACCUUGUGAUAGGGAACCUAGAAAGCCCGUUCGUACGCGACGAUAUGCGAAAAGAUGCUCUGACUGGCGUCUUUCCAUUACUGAGUGCUGAAUCUAACACCGUGGAAGCUUUGAAGUUCGCAGGUUUUAACCUUUUGACAUUGGCAAACAAUCACCUUAACGACUACAAAACAAAGCCAGUCAAUUUCACAGUAGAGAUWUUGAAGAAGAAUGGAAUUCUACCAUUUGGCUAUAGUUAUGGCAGUCUUGAGAACGAAAAACCACAAACUCCAGUAACGACUGAGGUUAAUGGUAUCAAGAUUGGMUUUCUUGGAUACUGUUCAACAUUUCGGGAAAAACGGGACUCCGAUGGAGACAUUGUCUGUCACUGUGUCAAGAAACGCAGAGGUUUGGACGCUGGUCCWGCUAUUUAUAAAAAAGAAGCCGUAACAAGAGAUGUCAACAAUCUUAAGUCAAAGGUGGAUGUCAUAGUUGUCUUCAUGCACUGGGGUGCAGAGUAUCUUACCACGCCCACUACAUCACAACAUCGCCAAGCAGCGCAUCUAAAAUCCCUUGGUGUCCAUGCUAUCAUUGGAAGUCACCCCCAUGUACUUGAAGGUCACACCMUUGAAAAACAUACUCUAGUUGCAUACAGUUUAGGAAACUUUUUGUUUGGACCGAAACGUAGAAACUGGAGGUUCUACUACCACAGAAAUCCUUCUAYGAAAAUAGUACAGGAGUUUGAACACUACAUGGCAACAGAUAGCAAAAAAGACAACUCGUURAAAUCGCGUAUUCUGCGCGUGGAACUUAACAAGAAAGGAGUUGUGCGCGCUGCUUACCAACCCGUACGAAUUAUAAUGAACCAAAAGACGAAAUGYUUUCAACCYACACCAGCCAUGGAUACAAAUACGCCUUGGAUUGCAAUUUGUGAAGAUAACGAUAAAGCAUGCUUGAACAAAACUUGAUAGCGGACGAAAAAUAUUACGUAAUAUUACAACAGUGCAGAUGGAUUAGUAGAAUUUAUAGAAGAUAUUAAAUUAUAAUUAUAAGCCUAUAUAGCGAAAUAUCAAAUCAGCCUCGUGGUUUAAUAAAGCACAGUAAAA
Messenger RNA from Exaiptasia diaphana, 1333 nucleotides. Its product is annotated as capsule biosynthesis protein CapA. The record is from RefSeq and is a predicted model, not a curated record. Bases 50 to 1195 code for a protein of 381 amino acids. The transcript has 7 exons. Lineage: Eukaryota; Metazoa; Cnidaria; Anthozoa; Actiniaria; Aiptasiidae.